UCCAGGUGCCCUACACCGGAGAGGCUGAGACCCGAGGAGCUCCAGGUGCCCUACACCGGGGAGGCGCAUGCGGUGGGCUCUCUUAUACCGGAAACCCAACGACCAACCAACCAAAACCCGGGGGUGUUCACUGCUGAUUAUCGUCGGUGAUAUGCGCAUCGGAUGACGAAAAGAGCGUGAGACCCAUUUCUGCAGAGCCCGGGGAUGGAGCUGCGCACGCCAGGAUGCAGCCCGUGGACUACGGACAGCGUUUUAAUGUCCAAGUAAGGUAGACCCGAGGACUGGACGCAGAAAAGCGUAAGACAAUACAGGAAUAUCUGACAGCUAUAACUUAUACAUCCAAGAGGAAAAGACGAAGAAACAGCGCUCGGUACAAGAGAAUCAUGGGCUGACGUGGAAGGUUUGGGCAAACGAACCGAAUGGCGUGUGCUAAGUGAAGACCAACCCAGAGAGUUUUGCGCUCGGGAAGAUAACGGUGCCGGCGGAUGAGCGUGUGCGCAGACGCGUGAAGGGAAGCGGCAGAUCCGUGAUGGCAGCCAAUCACGAUUCUGGGUUGCUGUUGGUCACAGUCAGUCACGACUAUCUGGGCCAGAGAAUCUUCCGGGUCCCAUGGGGUGCCGCAGUCCAGGACAUCAAGCAGCUCAUCUACCAAGAAACCAACUUGCCCGUGUGUGAGCAGCUGCUGCUUCACCAUGGCAACGUGAUUAGUAACCGAGUUGAGAUUUGGACCUUGGUACCACAAGGGAGUCCUGAAAUAUUCAUGACACUGCAUGGACGUGGAUUGAGAGGGGGAGGGAGAUUUGGGCAGACUACCCCCCCACUGGUAGAGUUUCUGAAGGAUAUUUUACGACGAUAUCCAGAGGGCGGACAAAUAUUGAAGGAGCUGAUUCAGAAUGCAGAGGAUGCAGGUGCCACAGAGGUCAAGUUCCUGUACGAUGAGACCGAAUACGGAGUGGAUUUGCUCUGGUCACAUGAUAUGGCCCAGUACCAAGGUGCAGCCUUGUAUGUGUACAACGAUGCAGUUUUCACGGCAGAGGACUGGAAUGGAAUUCAAGAGAUAGCAAGAAGCAGGAAAAGGGAGGACCCUUUAAAAGUGGGGCGGUUUGGUAUUGGAUUCAACUCUGUUUACCACAUAACAGAUGUCCCAAGCAUAUUCAGUGGGGAUCAAAUUGCAAUGCUGGACCCUCAUCAGUUGCUGUUUGGAGUCCAUGAGUCUGGACAGUGCUGGAACCUGAAGUCCGACAUAAAGGAGGUCACGAAGUUGAGUGAUCAGUUCGCCCCGUUCGUCGGCCUGUUUGGCAGCUCGGAGAAGACUAUCGCAGAUGGCAACUUUCCAGGAACGCUGUUUCGCUUCCCCCUCCGCACGAAGCCAUCUCAGCUGAGCAGCAAUAUCUACAACAAAGAGAAAGUUCUGGAGCUGUUUGAGUCUUUCAAAGCAGAUGCAGACACUGUGCUGCUCUUCCUGAAGAGUGUGCAGAAGGUCUCGCUCCACACGCGUGAGUCAGAUGGUACCGAACGACUGCUCUUCCAGGUCACGGCAGGGGAGAACUCCGAACGCAAGCUUGAGCGGCCAACUUCGCUGAAGACUUUGGACCUGGCCAUAAACAACUACAGCAACAGUGUGCCAAACGACUCGGUGACCUGUGCCACAUACCAGCUCGCCAUCGACGUGUAUGACAAACCUGCCAAGGAGAAACAGAAGACCAUGUGGCUCGUGUGCAAUGCCGUGGGCGGAAGAGGCAUGUGCAGGGAACUGGACUCCCUGGCAGAUGAUCUGAAGUUCAUACCAACAAUUGGCAUAGCUUUGCCUCUGACACAUUGUGAUGAGGCCAAGGGUGCCACUUCCAGCUUCUCAGGGCGGGCGUUCUGCUUCCUUCCACUGCCCCUGGGAGAGGAGAGUCUCACAGGGUUGCCGGUGCAUGUCAGUGGUUUCUUUGGCCUGACUGACAACCGUAGGAGCAUCAAGUGGAGGGAGGUGGACCAGUGGAGAGACCCGGCCGCCCUUUGGAAUGAACUCCUCAUCACCACGGUCAUGCCAAGGGCUUACUACACACUCAUCAUGGAAACCAUUAAGAGAAUUCAGGCCAAUAAGAACCAAGAUUUUCCACUUUCUCCCAGAGCUUUGUAUGGAGCCUGGCCUGACACUAACAGGAUACGUCCCCACUGGAGACCCAUCAUUGAACCCCUCUACCAUGACUUGCUCCAGCAGCCUGUCAUCUUCUCGCUUAGCAGCACCUGGGUGAACGUGGAGGAUGCAGUGUUUUCAGAACUUGACUCCACGAAGGACUGCGCAGAGACCGUGAUCGAAUACCUCCAGAGCUCAGGGAUCACCCUGGCACAGGUGCCAGUCAACGCUGCUGGGGCCCUUGACACGUUCGCCACCAAACCCGAAAGUCUGAGGAAAGUCACGCCUUCUUUUGUACGACAAACACUAAGGAAAGCCAGACACACGGGGGCCUUGCGAGAGAAACUGCUUCUGCUGGAGUUUAUUCUCAGCGAUGGCUGCUACAGUGACCUGAUUGGACUGGAGAUGCUGCCCUUGCAAAAUGAGUCUUUUGUUGCAUUUUCCUCCUCGGUUAGUGACAAGGAUGCUGUUUAUGUUGCUUCUGAAGAGUAUCCAAGGUCCCUUUACCCAGGUCUGGAAGGACGAUUCGUGCUGGAAAGCAUUGCACCACAUGUCAUGAACAGCCUGAAAGAGGCUGGGAGAAGCAGAGGAAGGCCCUGCACUCAGGUUCAGGUUUUAACUCCAGAGAGAUCUGCACGCCUCAUAAAGGAAAUCCUUAUGACAGCCUGGCCUUCCAGAGACUUUGUCGUGCAGUGGAACCCCGGUAACCAAGAGAAAAAACAUCCAUCAACAUCUUGGCUCCGAAUGGUCUGGAAGCAUCUCUACAUUAAUUUUGCUGAUGACCUUAGUACCUUUGAAGACAUGCCUUUGAUUCCGAACGUGCCACUGAAUGACAGUAUCGCCUCUUUGGAGCUCCUGCGUCUUAAGGCUCCAUCUCCAAUCAUUGUAGUGCAUGAAGAAGAGGGUCCUUUAUGUGAAGUCCUGCUGGAAGUCAUAAAGAAGCUCGGAGGAGUUGUCUUAAGUAAACUGGACCCCUGCUUGCAACACCCACUACUGAAAAACUACUUCCACCAGUUGUCUCCAAGCACUUUACUGCAAAUUAUGGACAGGGCCUCAUCCCAAAGACUUUCUAGCCAAGUGUCAUCCCUCACUGGGAAACAAAAAAAUACUCUGAGAGGUUUCUUGGCUGGUCUCACAGAUGUCACUGAGAAAGAGAAACGCAUAAUUCAAGACCUCCCCAUCUUUGUGGAAGUGGGGCAAUGUUCAGAGAAGGGAACACCAUCCUUUACCUCUCUGAAAGGAGCCAGAGCAUUGCACCAUUCUGCCAAGUGCCCUUCAGAUGUUAAGUUAUCCAUUCAUGUGGUGGAAAGCAGUGAUGAGGCAACUAUUCGACUCGUUGGAUUGUUAAAUGUGGAGCAGGUCAAAAGCGCAGAAUGUCUCAAAGUAAUUCUACAGGACAUCGAUAAAGGGUUUUAUAGCAAAGAUGAAGUGAGAAGCAUCAUGCUCUGGGUGCUUACCCAUUUCUCAUUUCUUAAGAAUGAGAACAAAGCAGUGGUCAGUUGGCUUUCCUCACUGAAGUUCAUAUUUUCCUCCUCAGGAAAAAUGCUUGCAGCAACAGACCUUUUUGAUCCUGAGCUGGAGAUACUGCAGACCCUCUUCUAUAUGGAAGAAGAAACUAGAUUUCCUCCAGACACAUACACGUCAUCUCCUGAUAUUCUUCAUUCUCUAAGGCAGUUAGGGCUCAAGAAUGAAGUCCAGCUUACUGAAAAAGACGUACUUCAAAUUGCCCAGAAAAUUGAAGAGUUACAGGGAAGUAGUAAGCCAGAAUGGGAGUCACUGCGGAACAAGGCAAAAACACUUCUUAUGAUAUUGAACAAGCAAACAAAGUUAGUUAAGUCUUCAGAAGUUCAGACAUCCCUGAAGAAACUGAAAUGGGUACCUGUCUGCAAGGACCGACCUUUAAAUUACCCCAAGACUCUUGCCUGGAAAGGAGACACUUGUAAUAUUUCCUCCCUGUCUGAAAUGUGUGAUAUGUCUCAUGCAGUGCUUGUUGGCUCUUCAGUAGCACUGGUCGAACGGACAUCUGUUGGUAUGAAGAAAGCUCUGAUGUUAUCCAUAGAGCCUCAAGUCGACCAAGUGCUUCAGCAUUUAAAAGCAGUAAACGAUUGGCACAGAUCACAGGCGUUUACCACAGAGGACUGGUAUCAGUUUCAGCAGAUCCUUUUUGAGAUUUAUGACUUCAUGCAAGUACAUUUAGAGGAUGCAAGAGAAGCAUUGAAAUCUCUGUCUUUUGACUGGGUUUGGACGGGCAGAACAUUUGCAUCCCCUGGCCACACAGCCCUGAAACAUAUAACAGACUUGGAUCUACAGCCCUUCCUGUACUCAUUACCAAAGACAAUUGCAAAGUUCCACAAACUUUUCAAAUUCUGUGGUUCUGUUGAUGAAAUUGAUGCUAAUCACGUGUUUGAGGUGGUCAAUACAAUUAAAGAAAGAAGUGAACAGGAAAUGACAAAAAAAGAAAGCAAACACAAUAUCCUUCUCUUGAUAAACAUUUUACGAUGGCUGUAUAACAGUCAAAUAUCAGUGAAUGUUGACAUGCAUGUGCCCAUUCUUUGCUACAAAGAUCCAGGAAAAUUGGUCAUGAAACCAAUUCAUGAAUGCACAUACUGUGACAUCAAAGUGGAUGAUUUGAACGACUUGCUGGAUGAUACCACAGAGCCCAUCAUCCUGGUACAUGAUGACAUACCAAUGAAAACCGCAGAGUGGUUAAGAGUUCCCUGUUUGAGCACAAGGCUCAUAAACCCAGAGAACCUUGGAUUUGAACAGUCUGGCCAGACGGAACCACUAACAGUAAGGAUAAAGAAUAUUUUGGAGGAAUAUCCAUCGGUUGCCGAUAUCUUCAAAGAGCUUCUGCAGAAUGCUGAUGAUGCAAAUGCAACUGAAUGCAGUUUCCUGAUUGACAUGAGAAAAAAUCUUGACAUUCGAGAAAAUUUACUGGACCCUGGAAUGAUGGUGUGCCACGGCCCUGCUCUGUGGUCGUUCAAUAACUCUGUUUUCUCUGACAGAGACUUCCUCAACAUAACCAGAUUGGGAGGGUCCAUGAAACGGUGUGAAGCAGACAAAGUGGGCACAUUUGGGUUAGGGUUCAACUCCGUGUACCAUGUGACUGACAUACCCAUCAUCAUGAGCAGAGAAUUUAUGAUCAUGUUUGAUCCCAACAUCAACCACAUCAGCAAACACAUCAGGGACAAAUCAAACCCAGGUAUCAAAAUCAACUGGAGUAAACAGCAAAAAAGACUGAGAAAGUUUCCAAACCAGUUCAAGCCUUUUGUUAAUGUGUUCAACUGCCAGCUUCCCCUCUCUCAAGAGUCUCCUUACAAAUAUGAUGGAACACUCUUCCGACUGCCAUUCAGGACAGAGAAUGAAGCAGCAACAAGUGAAAUUAGCAGCAUAUACUACAACACCCCUGAUAUCUAUUCACUAGUUGAUGAAUUUAGCAUCUGUGGCCACCGGCUGAUCCUCUUCACCCAGCAUGUUGGCAUGAUGGUCCUAAAGUAUCUAAAAUCCGAGGACCUGAAUCCCGCCGCUGCGCAGGAUGUGGUCACAAUUAACAAAAGUGUUUGGUCUUCCAAAGCAGCUUACGGUCCCCUCAGCAUUCUGAGGUCUGCAGCCAAAGCCAUGAAAAAAGUGGCAGCAACCAACAGAGUACCUGCUGAUAUUCCUAAGUCUGGCUGCAUCAUCAGAAUUGUGGUAGAGGAAUUUCACAAUGUGUUCAGGCGGAUUCUGGACCUGCAGUCGCCCCUUUUCCGAGGUUCUGAAGAGGAUCCAUCCUCAUACUUUGAGAUAGCAGCAAAAGGCUCUCAGACAAAAAGACUCAUAGACGAAAUGCCCCAGAAGGCCAUGGAAAACACAAACUGGCUCAUCUGUUCGUGCAUGGAUGCAACCGAAGCUCUAAAGUUCUCUCUGAGUGAAAGCGGCAAGCGCCUGGGACUGGUGCCAUGUGGGGGUAUAGCAGUCCUGCUGUCUGAGGAAGAAAACCGAAAAUGGACACUUAAGACAAAUGCAAGCCCAAUCGGAGAGGUAUUCUGUUACUUACCUCUCAGAAUAAAGACUGGACUACCUGUGCACAUCAAUGGAUGUUUUGCAGUUACUUCAAAUCGUAAAGAGAUCUGGAAAACAGACACAAAAGGACAGUGGAACUCCAUUUUCAUGAGACAUGUGAUUGUCCAGGCAUACUUGGCUGCACUUAAUAUGCUGCGAACUAUGUCGGAAAAUGGGGAACUCCUUGACUACAGCUAUUACGCAGCCUGGCCUGAUCCUGGAGCUGUACAUGAUGAUUUUAAUUUGAUUUGCCAAGGAGUGUAUCAAGAAAUCGCCAAAGGCGGCAGUAAUGCCAAUGCAAAAGUCUUUUCAGAUGGCAAAACCUGGGUGUCAAUCAAAUAUGUUCGGUUCUUGGAUGACUCCUUGCUCUGCAGACCUGAUGUCGGACCAGCUGCCUUCAAAAUAUUUAUGAAAUACCUCAAGUGUGACUCCCAAGAUCUCUGUGCUGUUGAUUUGCCAGACUGGGUAAAAGAAGGUUUUGUCGAUGCUGGCUGUAAAGAGAAACUGAUGGAGAACACACUCACGGAGAGACGGUUCUUUUCAGAUGUAUUCUUCCCCCAUAUACAAGACAUAGACAGAGACCUUCGUGACCCACUGAUGCAUUAUGUCCUCAAUGAAAAGUUGGAUGAUUUCGCAGAUAUACUGAGAGGGACUCCAUGUAUUCCAUGUUCUGGGCCAUCACACAGGCUUGUUCUACCCUCUAGGCUCAUACACCCAGAAGGAAGAGUUGCCAAACUGUACCAUAGUGAUGAUGGGCGGUUCCCUGAAGGAAGUGUGAAAGACUACCUGAAUCCAAUAUGUCUGGUGAAGUUAGUAGAGUUGGGUAUGGUAAAAGAUGAUCUCUCGUGGGAAGACUUGACUGAGCGCGCUGAGUCUGUAAUGGCACUUAAUGACACUGACCAUACAGCUGCAUGCGUCAGAAGCAGUAUACUGCUUAGCCUUAUCGAUGAAAAGCUAAAACUGAGAGACACAGGAGGCAAUGAAUAUGUUGCAAAAUUACAAGCCACCAAGUUCCUGCCCUUCUUGACAAAGCCUGCUGGCUUUUCCCUCCCUUGGCAUGGAAAUAAUUUUAAACAGACAACAAUGUUCCCUGCAACAGAGCUUUUUACAACAGAGCAUCAGGACACUGUGUGUUUGAUGAAACCAAUCUUGAAUGAGAAUUCUCCCUCCUUUAAAGGAUGUGGCCCCAUUUCUUUGGCUGUAAAAGACUUUCUUGGACUGAUUAAAAAGCCAACUGUUGGUCUAGUCAUCAGCCAGCUCAGAGAACUGUCAAAAUCAUUUGAUGGUGUCACACUGUAUCAGGAAAAUAUAACGAAUGCCUGCUACAAAUACUUGCAUGAAGAGAUGAUGCAAUCCCAAACUGCACAGGAGGAAAUUGCAGAUAAGUUGAAAAGCUUCAGUUCAAUUCUAGUGGAAAACACGUAUGUAAAUCCAUCAAAAGUGGCAUUUCAUUUGAAUUUUGAUGCUGCUCCAUAUCUCUACCAGCUUCCUAACAAAUACAGAAAUAGCUGUCGUGAGCUCUUUGAAAAUGUGGGGGUUCAGCCAAGCUACACGGUUGAAAAUUUCUCAGAUGUCCUGGAACAAAUCAAAAGUGAAUGUGGGAGCAGAUGUCUGACAGAGGAUAACUUUCAGCUCUGUCGCAGGAUCAUAAGCGAAGGAAUAUGGAGUUUGAUUAGAGACAAAAAUCAGGAGUUCUGCCAAAGUAACUAUGGACAGAUACUCUUACCUGACAGAAAUCUCUUUUUGCAACAAUCUAAGUCACUAUGUUACAAUGACUGCCCUUGGAUUAAGGUUAGAGAUACAACUGUUAAGUAUUGUCAUGGAGAUAUUCCAAGAGAAGUAGCAGUAAAAUUGGGGGCAAUUCCAAAACGUCAUAAAGCCUUGGAAAGGUAUGCUUCCAAUAUCUGUUUCACAACACUUGGAAGUGAGUUUGGGCAAAAGGAGAAACUCACCAGCAGAAUCAAGAGCAUUCUCAAUGCAUACCCAUCUGAGAAGGAGAUGCUGAAAGAGCUCCUUCAGAAUGCAGAUGAUGCCAAGGCAACAGAGAUAUACUUUGUGUUUGAUCCCAGGAUCCAUCCAACAAACAGAAUAUUCGAUGACAAAUGGGUGCCUAUGCAAGGCCCAGCACUCUGUGUGUAUAACAAUCAGCCAUUCACAGAGGAUGAUAUCAGAGGGAUCCAGAAUCUCGGUCGAGGCACCAAAGAGGCAAACCCUGGCAAAACUGGGCAGUAUGGUAUUGGAUUCAAUUCUGUGUAUCAUAUCACUGACUGUCCAUCUUUUAUCUCAAAUAAUGACAUUCUCUGUAUCUUUGACCCACACGCACUUUAUGCACCUGGGGCAACAUCUGUUAGCCCAGGGAGAAUGUUCAGGGAUUUGGAUUCUGACUUUAGGUCCCAAUUUUCUGAUGUCCUGAAUUCAUAUUUGGGCAACCAUUUCAAGCUGGAUCGGUGCACAAUGUUUCGCUUCCCCAUACGUACAGUAGAUAUGGCAAAAAUUUCAGAGAUCAGUUCAGUGCCUGCAUCAGACAGAAUGGUUCAGAAUCUCCUGGAUAAGUUACGAACAGAUGGUGCAGAGCUACUUAUGUUUUUGAAUCACAUGGAAAAAAUUUCAAUAUGUGAAAUAGAAAAUGGGACAGGAGAACUGAAAACAUUGUAUUCUGUGACUGCAAAAAUCACAGAUGGCGAUCGUCUGAAACGCAAGCAGUUUCACGCUUCUGUGGUGGACAGUGUGAUAAAGAAAAAGAACUUAACCCAAAUCCCAGUUCAACAGAUUACAUACACAAUGGACAUUGAGGACUCAGGUGGAAACUCAACAACCUGGCUAGUGUGCAACAGGUCUGGCUUCUCUGAUAUGGAAAAAGUCUCCAAGAGUGUAAUAUCAGCCCACAAAAAUGAGGACAUCACACUCUUCCCACGAGGUGGGGUGGCAGCAUGCACGAGCCACAACUACAAAAAAGCUCACAGAGCCUUCUGUUUUCUACCCCUCUCACUGGAGACCGGCCUGCCUUUUCAUGUGAAUGGGCAUUUUGCCUUAGAUUCUGCCAGAAGGAACCUGUGGAGGGAUGACAAUGGAGUUGGAGUGAGGAGCGACUGGAACAGUAACCUAAUGAUGUUGCUAAUAGCUCCUGCGUAUGUGGAGCUGCUGGUACAGCUGAAACGUCGCCUCUUUCCUGGUCCUGAUCCUACUAUGACAGUCCUACAAGGAACACCAGUCCAUGUUGUAAAAGACACUCUGCGAAAGUUCUUAUUUUUCUUCCCUGUAAACAGACUAGACAUUCAGCCAGAUUGGUACUGUUUGGUAAAAGCAAUUUAUCAGUGUAUUCACGUUGACUUGAAAAGACUCCUUCCUGUUGUCAGAGCUCCACAAAUAGACAACACAGAUAUACACUCAGCAAUAUACAUUUGCUGGGUCAAUACGUCCCCCUCAAAUAAAAGCAGGGCAUUCUUUGACAAUUUGCUGCAGGACGAAUUGCAGCACCUGAAAAACACAGAAUACAACAUUACCACACGUAAAUCUGUGGCAGAAAAUGUUUACAGACUGAAGGCCAUGCUUCUGGAUGUUGGCUUCAACUUAGUUCACAGUUGUGAUGAGACAGCCAGCCUAUACUUUUGCCUGGAAGAUUCAGGUAUUCCGGUCAGCUACGUGACACCAGAAGAUGUCCGAAACUUCCUGCUGACAUUUUCAUCACCAGACACCUCUUGCCAAAUUGGAAAACUGCCUUGUAGACUUCAGCAAUCUAAUGUCAAGCUCUUCCACAGUCUGAAGUUGCUGGUGGACUACUGCUUCAAAGAUAUUGAGGAAGACGAUGUCAGAAUAGAGGGUCUGCCACUGCUAUUGACAAUGGACAACAGUUUGCAAGUGUUUGACUCUAAGCGGCCAAAAUUCCUGACUACUCAUCAUGAACUAAUCCCUUCCCGGAAAGAACUGUUCAUGAACAACCUGUACAUGAGAUACAGCCACAUUCUUUUUAAAGCUGGUGUGGCAAAGAUCUUUGACAUAAGCAGCUUUGGAGACCUACUGGGAUCUGUCCUACCCCGAGAGUACAGAACAAGGGUCGCUGUGAGGUGGAAGGAAAACUAUGCUAGUGAUUCUUGGCUGAGAAGUGUAUGGAAUUUCAUCAAUGAGAAUAUUGGCAUCAAAGAUGACCAGACAGACAUAAAGCCAAAAUUUGAGACAGUCCUGGAUAUCCUUAAAGACUGGGCUCUCCUACCAGGGAUCAAGUUCAUGGUGUCAAGCAACAAGUUAGUUGUACCAGAACAUGAUGUUUUGCUACCUCUGAGCCUAGUGUAUGCUGCCAUUUUCCCCAAUGGACAAAAUGACAAAGUCUUCCAUACCGUGAUGAAAGCAGGAUGUUUUCAGGUGGCUAUAAACAAAAUAUGUGCCAAAGAAAAUCCUAUCUUGCCUCUGCUGGCACAGCACACAGCAAAUGUUGACAAUCCCUCCAGCAUUCUGAGAGCCAUUGAGUACAUGAUCCAGACAUCAGCUUUCAAAGCAGGAAGCCUGACAGAAAAAGACUUUGAAGCUCUCUUGCUGUACUUUAACUCUAAUUUGAAUAACCUAAGCCCAGAUGACGUACAAAGUCUGAAACUGUUACCAUGUUAUAGAGCUGUCAGUGGCCGACACGUUAGCAUUGCAAGCUUCGGGGCAUGUUAUGUACUGACCAAAAGCAUUCCCUCUAUUGAUAUAGAAAAAUGGGCACACACUACUUCUUCAAUAUUUCUAGUUGACAAUUCACAGCUGAAAGAGCUCUACACCUUUCUUGGGUGCACACCAAUCGAUGAUCUGGAGGUAUACCUGAAGCACCUUCUACCGAAGUUUGACAUUCUGUCGUAUGAUGCCAAAAUCCAACACAUGAUCUAUCUUAAGGAGCAGUUAAUGGCAAUAGAGGAGGCCUGUGGCAUAAGGGAUCAACUGUAUGAAAAACUGGAAAGUCUGUCCUUCAUUUAUGAUUCAACAAGCAGACUAAAACCAGCCACAGCUUUCUACGAUCAAACAGUAAAAGUAUUUGAAGUGAUGCUACCACCCAAAUCUUUCAUCCCUGCUGAAUUCUUCAGGAAAAUUGAACAAAUGUUAAAACCAAAAAAUGGUAUCUCCUUCUUACCUUCGUGGAUAACAUUCCUACGCAUGAUAGGCUUAAAAUAUAUUGUGUCUCAGCAGCAAGUUCUACAGUUCGCAAAAGAGAUCAGCAUCAAGGCUCAAACAGAGAACUGGUCCAAAGAAAAGGUUCAGACCAUUGACGAUGUUCUCCUGAAUCACAUUUUCGGUGAGAGGACAGAUCUCUUUGAAGGACAAUUUCUCAAAGAACUCUCUGCAAUACCAUUCCUUUUUCCAGAGCGUGCUCCAGCAGAACUGGUUAGAUUGCAUCCUCAGUACCAAGAAAUAAAUGGCUCUGUUCCUUUAAUUCGCUUCAAUGGGUCUCAAGUUAAUCCAAAAUUCAAGCAAACCGAUAUCAUGCAAUUGCUCUGGACAUCAUGUCCCAUACUGCCAGAGAAGGCCACCCCAGUAAGCAUAACAGAUCAAGAGGGAAGUCCACUUGCAGGCCAAGAACAGCUUGACAAAGUGUUGGCUAUGUUAAAUGUAAAUAUAGACCCACCUUUGGAAAAGGUCAUUAGCAACUGCAAAAACAUAUGCAGCGUUACAAACUUGGAUGAUGACACAGUGAAAACAAGAUACAAAGUCUUGAAGAGCACGUAUGAAUUCCUUAAUGCAGAUAAACGAGAAUUCCGUCAACAGUUACGAGGGGUGGCAUUUGUUAUGGUUGAGGAGGGUUGGAAGCUUUUGAAACCAGAAGAGGUUGUCAUUAAUCUGGAUAAUGAAGCAGACUUUAAGCCGUAUCUAUACAAACUUCCACUUGAACUUGGUACAUUUCACCAGCUGUUCAAAGUCUUGGGAACUGAGGACACUGUAUCAACAAAACAAUAUGUUGAAGUGUUGUGCCGGAUAUACAGAAGUUCAGAAGGCAAACAGCUUGACCCGAAUGAAAUGAGAACAGUAAAAAGAGCGGUAUCUGGAUUAUUCAAAAGUCUCCAGAAUGAUCCAGUACAUAUACGCAAAGAUCUAGAGACCCUGAGAGAGUUCACGUUUUACCUGCCAAGUCAUGAUGGCCGACUUGCCAAGUCAAACAGUUUAGUUUUUGAUGAUGCACCUCAUUACAAGGGCAGAAUCCAAGGUAAUGUUGGAGUCCAAAUGCUUGUUGACAUGAGCCAGUGCUACCUUGGCAAAGAUCACACCUUCCACACUAAGCUAAUUACAUUGCUUCCACAGAAAUUGAGGCCCAGACUUUUGAGUAGCAUUUUGGAGGAGCAACUUGAUGAAGAGUCUCAGAAAAUGUGCCAGUUUGGAGCCCUCUGCUCCCUUCAGGGUCGGCUUCAGCUCUUACUCUCCUCUGAGCAGUUCAUUACUGGACUAAUACGCAUCAUGAAGCAUGAGAAUGACAACGCUUACAUGGUCAAUGAGGAAAAAGCAAUACGACUGUGCAAAGCCUUAUGUGAAGGCUUGAAGGUGUCCUGUUUUGAGAAGCUACAGACAACAUUGAGAGUCAAAGGUUGCAGUCCUAUUCCACACAGCAAGAGUGAGACCCUGGCCUUCCUGAAGAGAUAUGGCGCAUCAGUCAUUCAUCUCUACAUUCAACACUCAGACAGCAAGGAUAUCAACUUUCUCCUUGCUCUUGCAAUGACCCUCAAGUCUGCAACAGACAAUCUGAUUUCUGAUACAUCCUAUCUCAUUGCUAUGCUGGGCUGCAAUGACAUAUACAGAAUCACAGAAAAGCUGGACAAUCUUGGCGUCAAAUAUGAUUCAACAGAACCCUCGAAACUUGAGCUUCCCCUCCCUGGGACACCGAUACCCGCAGAGAUACAUCAUAUACUUCUAAUGGACCCUAUGAAUGUAUUCUAUCCUGGAGAAUAUGUGGGCUAUCUAGUUGACUCAGAAGGCGGAGAUAUUUUGGGGUCCUAUCAGCCAACCUACACAUAUGCCAUCAUUGUUCAAGAGGUGGAGCGAGAAGAGGACGACAACCCAAGUUUUCUAGGUAAAUGCUACCAAAUUGACAUUGGAUACAGUGAAUAUAAAAUUGUAAGCUCCCUUGAUCUGUAUAAAUUCUCAAGACAAGAUGACACCGCCCAUAUUCGAGAUGGUACACCACCAGCACAGACAAGCCCAUCAGAGAGUAAAUGCCCAGACCCCAGAAUGGUUCCACCUAUUUUUACUGGCAAGGAAAAUCACAUAGCUCCUCCGACAAAGAUUUCUCCUAAAAAGAUUAAGCUUAAUGCAUUACCUGAAAUUCUGAAAGAAGUGACUUCAGUUGUAGAGCAGGCUUGGAGACUUCCUGAGACUGAGCGAAAGAAGAUAAUCAGGCGUUUGUAUCUCAAGUGGCACCCUGAUAAAAAUGCGGAAAACCUUGACAUUGCCACUGAGGUCUUCAAGCACUUACAGAACGAAAUCAACAGGAUGGAGAGGCAAGCCCAGGCAGAGCAGACCACAGACAGGGCAACACGAAGAACUUUCUCUACCUCUUCUACUCGCUUCCAGUCGGAGAAGUUCUCUUUUCAAAGAUUUUACACAUCAUGGAACCAGGAAGCAACAAGCCACAAGUCUGAGAGACAACAGUUUCGAGAGCAGUUUACAAGUUAUGCAGGAACGUCUCAUUCCAGCCGCUUUUUUGUACCGCCUUCGUUUAAGUCUGUUGGCAACCCAGUGGAGGCUCGCCGGUGGCUACGGCAGGCCAGAGCCAACUUCUCAGCUGCAAGAAAUGACCUUCACAAAAAUGCCAAUGAGUGGGUUUGCUUCAAGUGCUUUCUGGCCACCAAACUAGCACUAAUUGCUGCAGACUAUGCAGUCCGAGGCAAAUCGGACAAAGACGUGAAACCCACAGCAUUAGCUCAGAAGGUGGAAGAGUACAACUCUCAGCUGACGGGGCUGGCUAAGGACGUCCAGAUACUGGAAGGGUAUGGUGUUGACAGCCUGAGAACCCGCUAUCCUGAUCUUCUCCCCUUCCCUCAAAUCCCCAAUGACAGGUACACCUCGGAAGUGGCACUGAGAGUGAUGGAAUGUACGGCUCGGAUAAUCAUCAAACUGGAGACAUUUGUGCAACAUAAAAUAUAAAUUAUCAAGAAAUUCCAGUUGUUCAGCCACAUUUUAUAUAUAUAUAUAUAUAUCAAAAUCAGAAUGGUGGCUAAGUGCAAUACGAACAAGUGAAUAUAAUACAAGACAUGGCUGAAUCAAAAAUAUGUAUUCAGUUGGCAGUUUAUGCACAAGCCUGCUUCCUGCAUACGUCUGCUCAUACACGUACAAACAGGCGCCACCCGAGCCUGACAAUAUUGUAACCUUUUACUUAAAUGACAGAGUCUUUGACAUGUAACUGUACAUAAUGCUAAAGGCUGCAGCAAUAUUUUUCUUUUUAAACCAAAGGUUGCAUUUUCCCCUGUACAAAGUGAACAAGAAUAUGCUACUUUUUUACCUCAUCUUUUAUAUAAAAGUAUUUUUCUUGACACAGUCAAACCAGUUGACUGUAUUGUAAGCAUGUGUUAGCAUUACACUUGGUUAAAGAGCGCUUGUGUGUUUGCUGAAAUUUGGGAGUGAAGACUUUUACAUGCGGAGCGUUGUACAUUAAACAACAGUGCAGAGUACAAUGAAGAUCUAAAAAUAACCUGAUUGUUCUGUGACUUCCUGGAUGUCUACUUAUGUGUUAUGUCUUGUGGUCUGGCUGUUAUUUAGAAUGAAUGACUAAAAUCAUCAUACUGUGCUUAACAUUAU
Electrophorus electricus (electric eel) is the source of this 14917-nucleotide messenger RNA. The record is from RefSeq and is a predicted model, not a curated record. NCBI's taxonomy places the organism in Eukaryota, Metazoa, Chordata, Actinopteri, Gymnotiformes, Gymnotidae.